AAGCCGUCGUAAGACCCCUGCGUACUGGGGAAGAUCUGUCUGGUGGUGUAAGACCGUUACCGCUCAAUUGUUAAAGUUAUUCCUACUUGAAAAAAGUAAGCUUGUGUAAUUAUGCUUACUUGAGCAAACCUUUGUUACUGUGGAAACCUAUCUUUACGUGAGACUCGUGGCUUAAACAUAAUUAUUAUAUUGCAACCCUUGGUGGAUUAUGGUGAAUAUGAAAACCUACCGAGUGCUACAAUGGAUUAGGUGAGGAUCAUUGCGAUCGGAUAGCUCUGCCGUCAUGCCACCUCAAGUGGACUCGGCCUUUAUUGGCAAAUGCACUAUGCAAAAUUCAUGGCGAAGCGAAGAUGUGGAUAGACGGCGCCCAUCUGAAGCUAUUUGAGCUCAUUGUUAAGUGAACACCGACGAUCUUGCACCAUGGUGAGGUGGAGGCUUCAAUCGUUGGCAAAAAUGCUAUGGGUCAACUUGCUACUGUUCGAACUGUGCUACUCAAAUGCCAUUACGGCUGUUAGCAAAAAGCACCCAACAAAAACUAGCGAAAAUCCUAUCGUACUCGAAUUAAAACCACCACCAAAUGGGCCGAAAAAGACCCAAAUCAUACACGGUUUACAUCGAUCGUCACAAAGCAGGAACGAGAGACCUUUCUCCUUUGACUUGUUCCUUGAAAAAGAGGAGUCGAAAAGACUGCUUGGUAUCGAUGUAAACCUGUUCUAUGUUCGAGACGGCGUCACAAACGAGUAUGCUUUGCGAUUUCCUGUUCCUGUCCCAGGAAAUAUGUCCGAAUUGGAGUUUAGUUGGAAAAACCUUCGACCACAACAUCAGACAUUAAACUAUAAAAUUGAAAUCCAGUUGGAUAAUCCACACGCCAUGUUUCAGCCAACCUUGAAUAUUCCGAGUAAAGGUGUAGUUCCAGAUCACGCCGAGUCCUUUGUAGUGCGUUUGCAUUGCACCGGUCGAAGUAAUGCCGAAGUUCGCGUCACCAUCCUUGUGGACAUCAGUCGAGCGAACGAAGCCAAACUAGGUGACAAAGACGAUGUCAAGGAAGCUAGUCAACAAAUAAAACUUCAACGCAAGAAGGUUUGCCUUCAAGAUGAAAAGUCAGUAACAACGACGGCUCGUGCUGUCAUCGAUGGCAUCGACGGAGAAGUGGAAGCAAGUGACGAAGAUGAAGGGGAUGAGGAAGAGCUUGAAGAGAACAGUGUCAUUCUUGUUGGCGAUAGUGCCAGCGACAAGGAAGCUUCCAGACGAAAGAAAAAUUCUGCCAACUCCGUCACGAUGAUUAGUGAUGAAGCUUUGGCUCCAGGUAACGACUGGGGUAACGCAUGGGGUGCGAACGGUUGGCCAGUCCUCCUAGUGGCCGGUGCGGGUGCGGUCGCAACUGGGGCAGCUCUGGCAUCGCUGCUAGCUACGGCCGUCUGUUUUAUGCGAAAUCAAAAAAACAAACGUCAGAACGCGUCGACAACGUUAACAUCGUCGAGUAAGCCCGCUGGUCAACAAGUCAUCCAGGCUGCCGCCGAAAAAUACUGUCGCGAAUGGGUAGCAGCUUCAACGUUGAAUGGCUCUAUAUAUGGCCACGGUAUCGGACAAGGAACUGAAGUAACGUCCAUGUUAACGACAGCUACCCCGUCAAUGCAUAUAGACAGAACACUCAACCAUCGAUUGAUCCGGCUCGGCAGCCCCGUGGCUUCAACAAUAGCUUCUUACUCUUCCUUCAGAAAGGCGCGUCAUCUCGAAGUGCCGCCCAGUCCAGCCCCGCCACCAACGAUGGGUGGCCUGAAUCAGUUGACACUUAAGUGCAUGGGAACUUUGAACAGUUCUGCUGGCCAGUACAGUACAAUUCAAGAUCUUUCUAGAUCUAGAAGUUCGCUUCUGUCAGAGCAACUAGCUGAAUUAGCGAUAGACAUGCGAUACUUGUCGCUGGUGAAGCUUCUCAGUGAAGGCAGUUUCGGGCGAGUUUAUCACGCCGUACUCAACGAUCCAUCUUGUCCACCACAAGAGGCACCAAGUCAGGCGCAUUCCGUACUAGUCAAAACCGUCACAAAUCAGGCGACAUCCGAACAGGUGGAGCAGUUCAUGCAGGAGGGCAUGAUGUUAUUUGGCAUGAAUCAUGCUAACGUAAUGCAGGUAGUCGGAACUUGCUUGGAUCUAGCCAGUCAACCUGCACUUAUCUAUCCAGCAAUGGGCGAAGGAAAUCUGAAGCAGUUUUUAAGACAAAAUGCUCUUUUGCAAACCGAUUGUGGGAAAAAUCGUAUUUCGCCUCAAGACUUAGUUGAUAUGGGUGUGCAGGUUGCUGAAGGACUUAUGUAUUUGCAUCGAAGAUUUUUCUUGCACAAAGACGUAGCUACACGCAACUGUAUGCUGGACGAACGUCUACAUGUGAAAUUAGGAGAUAAUUCGCUAUCUCGGGACCUCUUUCCUGAUGAUUAUCACUGUCUGGGCGAUGGAGAACAUCGACCUGUUGCCUGGCUGGCCAUUGAGUCGCUACAGAACCGCGAGUUCACGCCAGCGUCUGAUCUCUGGAUGUUUGGAGUUACAAUUUGGGAAUUACUUACGUUGGGCCAACAACCAUUUCCAGAUGUUGAUCCGGCUGAUAUGGGUGUACACCUUCGAAGCGGGCACCGAUUACCGCAGCCUUCAAAUGCUCCAGACGAAAUGUACUCUCUGAUGUGCCGUUGUUGGUGCCUUUGUCCUGGGGAUAGAGUUACGUUGCAGCAGGCGACUCGCACACUCGCUGAUUUUCACUUACGCUUUGAUUCGAGCUCAUCGGGUGACUCCAGAGAUGAAGUCACGGGUUCCAGGGAGGCUUUAACCUCGUCGCGAAGGCCCAAUCAGCAACACAGCCUGCAGCCACACAUGCAGAACCUAUCUGCUCGACAAGCAACGAGCACUGUGGGUAGUACGUCGUCAUUUAAACCAAAUGCUGCUCCUGCAGUAUACAGAGAUGACGAAGUCAUCUAUGCUAACGAUGUUUUGCCCUAGUCAAAGCAGUGUGCGAAGCCUAGACGUGAACACCUUUCUGAAUUCAUCCAAACAUGUGGAUAUGGUAUUCCGCAUGACCUCCUCAGUUCAACCAGAUUAAUAGAAAUACUUCAAUAUUAAACAAUGAAACUUCAUCCUGACUAAAAGAGACCGGGCAGUGUAUCUAUUUCAGAACGGCAUAGCUAGGCAGUACGAACGCUAGUGGAAUGGGUAAACUGGAAACAAUGGAAAGAAAUACGAAAAUGAAACGCUACUUAUGUAGGCUACAAUAGGCGGAUAAGCAGAUCCCUGAAUAUACUGAUAACUCAGUCGAGCUAAGUGGGCUAAUGUAUAGUAUACAAACGAGAAUCUAAUCCCACGAUGGAAUGUUUAUAUCUCUAUGUUGAUGUACGUGCAAAGAGUUUAUAUUUAAAAACAAACGUAUAGCCCCCCCCCCCCCCCUCCAACUCACGUUAAAGAUGAGAUGCCCUUAAGCGCCUCUUCAGGAGGCUUUGACAAAAAUUAGUUUACCCAGCGAUCGUUUUUCAUUAAAAAUCAACGUACAACAUCUUCAAUAAAGAAAAUUGUGCAAUAUGCUCCAAAACUAAAGCGACGAUCUCUGUGUAGUGGUCGUGUGACAAACAAUCUUGCAAACGUUUAUGAUCGUAACCAACUCAUUAUUUCACAACUCGUUGAUAUAUAUAUAUAUAUAUAUAUAUAAAUGUAGUAUUGGAUGUGCUAAUUUCAAAACGUACGUUGGUUUCAAUAUGUCCAUUACACAAUACAUUCUGCUAUUAUAAUGAGUUAACAAGGAGCCAAACAAUGCUCGUGUCUAGAACAAAGCUCAGCUUCCAAUACUUAAUAUUAAGGUAGCCAUGAACACAAAAGUUCGUCAGCAAUCAUUGUUACAUUAGUUGGCGCUGGAGUUGCUGUUUGUAUCCACGUUUUUGUACCUGUUUUUAUAAAUGGUUAAGAUCGAUUUGGUUAACUAAUUUAAUUGACAAAAAACCGCCUAAGUAUAUUGAUUCUCACUGCUGGUCGAAUUCACUUAAUAUCGCUUGAUCGGUAUGAUUCGUCCGACGUAUCUAUCUAGCUGCUCCAGUUUUGCCAAGAUGUAGUCUACGCUCCUAUUUUUACGUGCAUAACAAUAAUCAAAGGGACAUCACAUAGGUGAAAUGACAAUUUGUACAUUUUACAAUGCAUUUUCAUAAGUUAAUAUUGCAGUAAUUGUAAAUACAUGUUUUAUAUGCCACCACUCAAAGGAACUAUCAGCAAACAUAUGUUUGUUUCAAUGUAAAUAAACAGCAGCAGUGUUAAGCGGA
Varroa destructor (honeybee mite) is the source of this 4283-nucleotide messenger RNA. RefSeq names its product inactive tyrosine-protein kinase RYK-like. NCBI's taxonomy places the organism in Eukaryota, Metazoa, Arthropoda, Arachnida, Mesostigmata, Varroidae. Gene Ontology annotation, molecular function: protein kinase activity; ATP binding. Gene Ontology annotation, cellular component: signaling receptor complex; plasma membrane. Gene Ontology annotation, biological process: positive regulation of neuron projection development; multicellular organism development; axonogenesis. The record is from RefSeq and is a predicted model, not a curated record.